UCCCUCCAGCCGCGCUCGCGCCCUCCUUCUCCUGCUGCGCUCCCGGCUCUGGCCGCGCGCGGGCGGCGCUCCGCAUUGCACACGCGGGGGGCGCCGCAGUGUUCGUGGGAUGGGGCAGCGGGCUGCCUCUGGCGGCAAGGACGCGUGCAACCCGGGUGCGGGCCCUCUCUCAUCGCCUCGAGUGCCCACUUUGAGGCCCUCUGUAUGAGUGACACGCCAGUCUGCCAUGGAGCCUAGCCCUGCCCUGGCCUGGCUCCUGCUGCUGAGCCUGCUGGCCGACUGUCUGAAGGCUGCUCAAUCCCGAGACUUCACAGUGAAAGACAUAAUCUACCUCCACCCUUCAACCACUCCAUAUCCUGGUGGAUUUAAAUGCUUCACCUGUGAGAAGGCAGCAGACAAUUAUGAAUGCAACCGCUGGGCUCCUGAUAUCUACUGUCCUCGAGACACCAGAUACUGCUACACUCAGCACACCAUGGAAGUCACAGGAAACAGCAUCUCUGUCACCAAGCGCUGUGUCCCACUGGAGGAGUGCUUAUCCACGGGCUGUCGAGACUCGGAGAAUGAAGGCUACAAGAUCUGCACCUCUUGCUGUGAAGGAAAUAUCUGUAAUCUGCCACUCCCUCGCAACGAGACUGAUGCCACGUUUGCCACAACGUCACCUAUAAAUCAGACAAAUGGGCACCCACGCUGCGUGUCAGUGAUCGUGUCCUGCUUGUGGGUGUGGCUCGGACUCACCUUAUAGCAGCCCUCUCCACCAAACAUAGCUCUGUGGGUUUCCCUGUGGCCCGCAGUCAUGCAUGAGUCAUCGGCCUGGCAGUAGCGACAGAAUGCGACCACGGCGCCCGGGACAUCAUCACAGCCAGGCAUUCGCAUUGCCAUAAAGAACAAGCGUUGCUUCAAUGCUGUCAUUUCCAGCCUAACCAAGACCCCAUCUAAGUCAGCCUGUCCCCAUACAGACCCUGAUUUCUAUACCACAAAUCUGCGGUUUUGCUCCAAGAAAGAGUUCUGCAUUUAUGGAUGUCUGGGUUCUUGAUCCCGAAGCCAUGCGUGAGCUGCGGGAGAAAGAGCAAUGGAUGCAGGUGGUGUAAGAUUUCAGGAAAAGGAAAGAACCCCUAGCUUAAUUCAAACCACAGCUUCGCCUGUGGCUUUAGAAUUUUAAAACUUUAAAUCCAAAAAUAAAUGGAAUAAUUUCUUUGAGAUUCUGAUGGAGUUCCUAAAAGAGCAGCAAGUACUUCGCUCAGUUUCAUUUCCCUAGCCUUCUUAUCUUAACGUAGGGAAACACGUUCCUGCUGCUCUUUGUAAGGGACUAAAGAGGCAAUUAAAGUUUGUUGUAUUUGUAGAGGUGACGAGAAAAAGAUUUCAUGAUGAAAUGAGCUCCCACAAAAGGAAGUUUAUCCCUUCUUAUAACUGGAGGAGAGCUUGGCUCUGCCCUGAGAACUAAUUCUGCUUCCCGAGUUCCUGGAUCCCAGCUGAGCCAGGAGCAUCUACAAAUUCACGAAGUGCGGUGGGGUUGUUUUCUCCACGUGUUGCAUUUUACUCAGAUAUAGCUAAUGUAGUCAGAGAGAGCUUGUCAGAGUAAAAGAAAGCUUUGUGGAGGUGAAUCCUAGUUCAUUGCGAAGGCCCAGAAAUGGCUCAGCAGAAUUUUCUCAUUGUCUGCCAAAGAGCUGCCAAAGAGCUCUCUCCUUCCAAAACCAAGUGACUUUAGGGAGAAAGUGCUGAAUUAAAUUAUUGGUAGGUCAAUAAGGUAAGAACACUUCUGUGCUAGGAUGAGAGGAAGAUGGAUCAUAAGUGGUGUAGAAUUUGCUUCUCUCAGGUGCUGCCUUUGGAGUCGAAAAGGUUUUCGUCAUCCUUCAUAUAUUUUUUUUUUAAUCUAAAAACUGCAUUGUUUUCUUUUUCCAUGUAAAUUCUUUAAAUGACAUUUAUUUUUGUAUGGUAUAAACUAGAAACUAAACUAUAUUUCAAAAAAUGAUUUUUUUUCCUGAACAAAAUGCGAAAUUAGAACGCUUGUUUUCAACAAUGGUAGAGCUUAUCAUUCAUUUAUGGAGAAUUAUCAGUGAGCCUUGCACCGAUGCUAGAAAAAAAUGUUCAUUUUCUGUGAGCGUGAGUUGUAUGUUCGCCUCAAGGGUUUUACUCGUGGCUUCCUCAGAAGCGUUGUUCUGGAAAUAUUUGCGUGGAGACUAUCAUUGGUCCAAGUAUCUCUGCAGGGCUGUGGGUUAUAUUAGCAUGGAACUUGGCGGAGCAAAGCCCUGAUGAGGAGGACCGUGCUGUUAAGAUACAUGUGCCCUGCACAGGGAACUUUAGCUCAUAAAAUGAGACCCCCUCAGGGACCAAAUAUGAACUAACAUCAGAAACUCUGAUACAAGUCAUUGGAGUUGUAUCACACAGCCUUAAUUCAGAGUGUGGCAGGCUUAUCAAUUUCUUGCUUAUAACUGGGGAUGGGAGAGUCAGGAGAGAAAGGCACGUCGUAAGCAUGUGCCAGGCACUGUGCUAAGCACUUUACGUAGUUAGGCCAUACAGCCUUCCAGCAACUCUGAAAGGUACAGCACAUAUCUCUGCUUUACAGAUGAAGGUCCUGAGACUCAGAGAUGUUUGAUAAAUGAAGCCUCUUCCUUCAGAUUUAGUGUCUGUGGGACGUGACAGGUUUGAACAGAAAAGGAUGUGGAAUUUCUCUGCUAGGAAAACUUACAGGUCUGACUUCAUGGGAAUUGGCCCAUCUUAUCAUGUAAAAUACAUCCUGCUACCCAGGAUGACAUUUGCAUGUGUCCCCAGUUGAAACUUUUUCUUUGGGGAGUAAAGUUAUAGCUUCUUGAUUUAUCCCUCUGGUCAAAAGAGGAGACAGUUGACCUUGCAUCUAAAGAUGCUUUAAUACAAUGGGAAUUUGACGUUGUAUAUAAGUAUAAGUACCAUUUUUUUUUAUAUGUGUGUGCAUGGUCACACUCCACUGAUAUUUUCCAAUUGCUGCAUGUAGUCUGAACGGGAGACAAGGAACUGAGCACAUUAGAGCCUCCCUGGCUGGUUUACAGGGAUAAGGUUCUCAAAGGUCCAGAUUGCCCACCGCCUGGGAAUUAAUUGCAGCCACGGUACACAUGCGCGGCACUCAUCCCCAAUGCCUUUCAAAGUGGCUUUUGUUUAAUUCUCUCAAAAGAAUAUGAUUUGUUCUCCAGCCCUCGCCUCAGAUAGCCAAGGAGGAGCCAUUCAUGUAGACGGUCCAGGACAAGUUAGCCAUCUGACUCUUCUGUCACUUUAAACUGUCCAUUAAACCUCACCAUUGGUGAUGGCUUGACACGCCAAGAGCCAUGAUGUGUAUGUUAACGUAUAUGCCACAUAUUUAUUUUUAGACUCCCCUCAACAUCCAUGCCAAUAUGGGAUUAAUGCCUAAAUGUAAAUAUUGUACACUUUGUAAAUCAAUGAAUAAAGAUUUUAAGUGUGUUUCA
Molecule: messenger RNA, 3434 nt
Organism: Chionomys nivalis (European snow vole)
Lineage: Eukaryota; Metazoa; Chordata; Mammalia; Rodentia; Cricetidae
Gene: Lypd6
Product: LY6/PLAUR domain containing 6
Exons: 5
Coding region: 227-742 (171 amino acids)
Biological process (GO): positive regulation of canonical Wnt signaling pathway
Molecular function (GO): acetylcholine receptor inhibitor activity
Source: RefSeq, a predicted model, not a curated record